Molecule: messenger RNA, 2772 nt
Organism: Elaeis guineensis (African oil palm)
Lineage: Eukaryota; Viridiplantae; Streptophyta; Magnoliopsida; Arecales; Arecaceae
Product: ABC transporter G family member 6-like
Biological process (GO): transmembrane transport
Cellular component (GO): membrane
Molecular function (GO): ATP hydrolysis activity; ATP binding; ABC-type transporter activity
Source: RefSeq, a predicted model, not a curated record
UUCAUAGUGAAAAAAAUUCAAAAAGCUAGAGAUAAAGGCCUGAAAGGUCUCAUACAUAUUCCAAACUCUCACCAACUAUUUUCUGGCCUCCCGCCGUCUCCCGUCUCUCUCUCUCUGUCUCUCUCCCGCCAAGGCCGUCGCCAGGCAUUAUCCUUGACGGAGUGCGCCCCCCAUCCAGGACACGCACGGGAAUCGUCGUGACGGAAUCUCGCCGUUAUCUCCCCAUCCGUCGCUAAAUAAGGCAAGGGGACGCCCUUCCAAUGGUCCGGCUCCUCCCCUUUCUCGACGGGAGAUCGUCUCCGAUGGGCGACUCCGAGGAGAACGUCUGCAACGGCCUCCUCGACGCCCCCGCCGCUGGCCGACCCCCGACCCUCGGCGAGCUCCUCAAGCGCGUCGGCGACUCCCACGACGGCGCCCGCAGCGACGGUAGCCCCUCCUACGACGGCUCCGCCGCACCUCCGGACUAUGUCGUCGAGCUCGAUGAUGUCUCCGUUGGCGACCUCCGCGGCCGCCCCCUCCCGUUCGUGCUCGCCUUCAUUAAUCUCACCUACAGCGUCAAGACCCCGAAGAAGCUGAGUUUUCCCUCCCUCUUCCGCCCCCGCAGAUCCAAUUCCGGCGCCGCCAGCGGUACCAAGAUUCUCCUGGAUUCGAUCUCCGGCGAGGCGAGGGAGGGCGAGAUCCUCGCCGUCCUGGGCGCCAGCGGAUCGGGGAAGUCCACCCUGAUCGACGCCCUGGCUAACCGGAUUGCCAAGGGGAGCCUCAAGGGCUCCAUAACCCUCGACGGCGAAACCCUAGAGAGCCGCCUCCUCAAAGUGAUCUCGGCGUACGUGAUGCAAGACGAUCUCCUAUUUCCCAUGCUGACCGUGGAGGAGACGCUGAUGUUCGCCGCCGAGUUCCGUCUCCCACGCUCACUCUCCGCCACCAAGAAGCGCGCCCGUGUCCACGCCCUCAUCGACCAGCUCGGCCUCCGCCCCGCCGCCCGCACCAUCAUCGGCGACGAGGGCCACCGCGGCGUCUCCGGCGGAGAGCGCCGCCGCGUCUCCAUCGGCACCGACAUCAUCCACGACCCCAUCAUCCUCUUCCUCGACGAACCCACCUCCGGUCUCGACUCCACCAGCGCCUUCAUGGUCGUCAAAGUCCUGCAGAGAAUCGCCCAGAGCGGCAGCAUCGUUAUCAUGUCCGUCCAUCAGCCAAGCUACCGCAUUCUGGGCCUUCUCGACCGUCUGAUCUUCUUAUCUCGUGGGCAGACGGUGUACAGCGGGCCCCCGGCCGGCCUUCCGGUUUUCUUCUCCGAGUUCGGCCACCCGAUCCCCGAGAACGAGAACCGGACCGAGUUCGCCCUCGACCUGAUCCGCGAGCUGGAGACCUCCGGUCCGACCGGGUCCAAACCGCUGGUCGACUUCAACCGGUCCUGGCAGCUCAUGAAGCUCCCCCCUGGGCGCCGCUCCCCUGGGGCCCGCCUCUCCCUCAAGGACGCCAUCAGCGCCUCCAUCUCGCGCGGCAAGCUCGUCUCCGGCGCCACCGACGGGUCGGGUUCGGCCUCCUCCGUCCCAAUAUUCGCCAACCCGUUUUGGAUCGAGAUGGGCGUCCUGACGAAAAGGUCCUUCACAAAUACCCGGCGCAUGCCGGAGCUAUUCCUGAUCCGGCUUGGUGCCGUGAUGGUCACCGGCUUCAUCUUAGCCACUAUUUUUUGGCGGCUCGACAGCUCGCCCAGGGGCGUCCAGGAGCGGCUCGGCUUCUUCGCGUUCGCCAUGUCCACCAUGUUCUACACGUGCGCGGAUGCCCUCCCGGUAUUUAUCCAAGAACGGUACAUCUUUAUGCGGGAGACCGCGUACAACGCGUACCGGCGCUCCUCGUACGUGCUAUCCAACGCCGUGGUCGGGUUUCCUUCGCUGGUCCUCUUGUCCGCCGCUUUCGCCGCCACCACAUUCUUCGCCGUCGGCCUCUCCGGCGGCCUCUCCGGCUUCGUCUUCUUCUUCCUGAUAAUCCUGGCCUCCUUCUGGGCCGGGAGCGGCUUCGUCACCUUCUUAUCCGGGGUGGUACCCCACGUCAUGCUGGGAUAUACCGUGGUGGUGGCUAUCCUAGCUUACUUCCUGUUAUUCAGCGGGUUCUUCAUCAACCGGGAAAGGAUACCGGGGUACUGGAUAUGGUUCCACUAUUUAUCUUUGGUGAAGUACCCCUACGAGGCGGUGUUGAGGAACGAGUUCGGGAUGGCGUCGGAGUGCUUCGUGAGAGGGGAGCAGAUAUUCGAUAACACGCCGCUGGGGAAUAUACCGGAGGCGAUGAAGCAGAGGGUGCUGGGAGCGAUAAGCGGGGUGCUGGGGAUGCGGAUAACGAGCGGGACGUGCGUGACCACGGGGGAUGAUAUCUUGAGGCAGCAGGGGAUAACGCAGCUGGGGAAGUGGGACUGCUUGUGGGUGACAGUGGCGUGGGGGUUCUUCUUCCGGGUGCUAUUUUAUUUUAGUCUUCUGAUUGGAAGUAAGAACAAAAGGAGAUAGGGAGACGGCUAGAAAUGAUGGCGGUUUUUUUUUUUCUUUUAUAUAUAUAUAUAUAUUAAUUUUUAAAUCGAUUCACUUGUAUGUAAGUUAAGUGGAACAAUUUAACUCUCUGUUCUUUUUUUCAAAGGUGAGAUAAUAGUAAGUAAUAUAACUGAAGAAUUGUUUAUGGGAAUCCGUCUCACACUCUCCGUAAGAACUUGAAGAUAGUUGGAACACGGAGGAAUUGUGAGAGAUUGAGGAGAAUAUCUCGGAAAAUCAAUGGGAGUCAGAUCGU